Messenger RNA from Xenia sp. Carnegie-2017, 1030 nucleotides. Its product is annotated as ran-specific GTPase-activating protein-like. Gene Ontology annotation, cellular component: nuclear pore; cytoplasm. Gene Ontology annotation, molecular function: GTPase activator activity. Gene Ontology annotation, biological process: nucleocytoplasmic transport. The coding region runs from base 113 to 790 and encodes 225 amino acids. The transcript is spliced from 5 exons. NCBI's taxonomy places the organism in Eukaryota, Metazoa, Cnidaria, Anthozoa, Malacalcyonacea, Xeniidae. The record is from RefSeq and is a predicted model, not a curated record.
CCGCUGAACAUUAUCUUGUUUGUUGUCAUGUGGCGGCAAAGUUGAGAUUUGUCGUCGUGAUAGUUUUGGAAGAAGUCAAAUCAAUCCAUUUCGAUCUGACACGCACGUCGCAAUGUCUACGGAACAAGAGCAAGAAGCCCCGUCAUCGCCUGAAAUCCACUUCGAACCGGUCGUUACAUUAGCGAAAGUGGAAGUAAAAACGUUUGAAGAAAACGAAGAAGAAAUGAUUAAAUUAAGAGCAAAGUUAUUUCGAUAUAUUAUUGGUCAGCAUGAUACAUCACCUGAAUGGAAAGAAAGAGGGGUUGGUGAAGUAAAGAUAUUAAAAACUCGUGGAAAAAAUUCAUACAGGCUUGUUAUGAGGCGGGAGAAGACACUUAAAGUUUGCGCCAAUCACUUUUUGACUAAAGAUAUGGAGCUGAAACCCAACUGUGGAAGUGAACGUGCAUGGGUAUGGACUGUGGCUGCAGACUAUGCUGAUGAAGAACCACAAAAAGAGACCCUUGCAAUAAGAUUUGCAAAUGCUGAGAAUGCAAAAAAAUUCAAGGAAGUAUUUGACAGCUGCAAGGAAAAAGUUGCACCUACAAAGAAUGAUGUGGAAAGCGAGAAACUAGCAAACGAGCUGGAAAGUUUGAAAGUUAAUGAUAGUGGCUCAACAGCAGGUCCCAGCAAAUUAUCCGCUAAAGAACUAGAAGACAAAGAAUCCACAAAGGAAAAUAGUACUGAUAACAUACCUGAAACUCAAGUUGAAUCUAAGACAGAGACUUCUGAUAAACAAGAAGAACAAGACUGACCUCAAAAUAAGUGUGAGAUUACUAUUCAAACAUUUCCCUUGGGUAUUUUACAUGAUUAAACUGUUUCAUUUUAAAAUUUUUGCACUUCUUAAGUAAUGGUAUACGUAGUUGUGUGGUAUUCCUUACACUUAAUAAUUCUCUAAAGUAAGAUAUUGUUUUUAUAUGCUACUCAUAAGAAUACCAAUGAAUAAUUCUUGUACGUGUUGUUGGGAAAUAAAUAUAUAACGUCAAGAAAGCAA